AUGCUCAGGGUUGUUGUGGAGUCUGCCACCAUCAGCCCUCCGCUCAGUCCCACACCCAGAGCCUUCGUAACUGUCUACUUCAGAGAUAUGAAGAAAAGAACUCGUGUGGAAGAUGGAAACGACCCUGUAUGGAAUGAGACCCUGAUCUGGCACCUCUGGCAUCAGCCACUGGAAAAUGAUUCCUUCUUGAAAGUCAUACUUCAGGAUUCAGGUUCUAAAAAGAAAGAAAGGUUCAUUGGCCUGGCCACUGUACUGCUCAACCAGCUGGCACAAAGACCAAACGAAGUCUUGUUUGUGAGGAACCUGAUCCUGCUCAACCAUUCCAUGAAGCCCACUGACUGUACUGUCACCCUACAGGUGGCCCAAAUAUAUGACCAGGAUACUGAGAUGACAGGCAAUGAGAAGCUCCUGGGCUCAACUGUUGCCUGGAAUAAACAAAUGGUCUCUGGCUUCCCCAUGUACAGGGCUCUGGCUUCCAAGCCUCAACACUUUCAGGUUCGGCUGAAGGUGUUUGAAGCCCGACAGCUCCUGGGCAACAACAUCAAACCAGUCGUGAAGAUUAACAUUGCGGGCCAGCAGCAUGUCACUCGGAUCAAGACAGGAAACAAUGCUUUCUUCAAUGAGAUAUUCUUCCAGAAUUUCCACGAGGUUCCUGCAAAGUUCUUUGAGGAGAACAUCCUAAUCGAGGUGGUGGACUCUUCAGCAUCAAGAUCUAAAGCAGAGAUUGGGAGAUUUCAAACAGACAUUGGGUUUAUCUACCAUUCCCCAGGUCACACACUCCUAAGGAAAUGGUUAGGCCUCUGCCAGCGAAAUAAGACCACCAGUGGAGUCAGAGGCUACUUGAAAGUCACCAUCUGUGUUCUCGGUGUGGGGGAUCAAGCACUGGUAGAUCAAAAGCUUCCCUAUGAGCCUGAUACCCAGGUCCAGAUCUUCAAGUCAACAGAAGUUCCAAUCAGCCUGGCUUACUUGCAGUUCUUCAUCUACUGUGCAGAGGAUCUCCAUUUCAGCAACCACCAGUCAGCCACUCCUGUGUUGGAAGUGGAACUAAUUGGGGACAAGCUUAGGACAUAUCCCCAGAACCAGUCCGACAACCCAAUAUGGAACCAAAUGCUCACCUUCCAGAUUCAGCUGCCCUGUCUCUCUAGCUACAUCAAGUUCAGGGUCAUGGACUGCUUCAAACAUAAUUGCCGGGAGGAGAUUGGGUCUGCCAGCUUAUGUCUCAGCCAGAUCUCAUCCACUGGCGAAGAGAUCCAAGGGAUGUACUCUGGCUUCCUGCCCUGCUUUGGCCCCAGCUUCCUGACACUCCGUGGGGGAAAAAAGCCCCCUUUGAGGACCACAGAAGAAGGCACUUGCAUCCUUGAUGCUGUUAAGGACGGUUUAGAUUACCGUGGCCGAAUCUUUGUGGAGAUAGUCACCAAGAUUAAGUCUCAGCAAGACUCGGUGAUAAAGGACCUGUCUCAGGAAGUGACCCAAGUGGAGAUGCAGCACUAUCGCCAAAAGUUUGGGCUGUGCGUCGUCUUCCUCUCCUGCACCAUGAUGCCCAAAUUUAAGGACCUGAUUCAAUUCGAGGUCAGCAUGGGCCACUACGGAAACAAGAUGGAUCCAAACUACAAGCCUCUUGUGUCUACCACACAGCACAACCCGGUGAUAUAUGACGGGAGUAUCUACCAUUAUGUGCCCUGGUACAACACGAAGCCUGUGGUGGCUGUGACCUCCAACUGGGAGGAUGUCAGCUUCCGAAUAAACUGCCUCAACCUCCUCCACAUUGCCCGGGAUCGUCUGAAAACCAACCUGGACAUCCUGAAAUCCAUACGGAAUCCCAGGGAUCCAGCUCUGCUCCAACAGUGGGAGAAACUGCUGAAGGAGCUACAGGAGGACUGCUGGCGCCCUCUGCCUUGUAUGACUGAUCAGCCCAGAGCUAACAGCCUGGACAAGAAUAAAUGGCAUCUUCGUAGCCAGCUUCUGCAGCAACUGGCGCAAACGGCCAAGGAAGCCAAGCCAGUGAACAUGGUGGCCACGGCAGAGAACUGGUUGCGCCGUCUCAACGCUGUGCUCCCUGAGCCCCAGGAGAGCCUCCCAGAUAUUCUGAUCUGGUUGAUGUCCAGGCAGCAGCGAGUGGCCUAUGCUCGGGUACCCGCCCACACUGUCCUGUUCUCCCCAGAAGGACCCCUGAGCUCUGGCAAGUUCUGUGGGAAGAUUCAGAACCUCUUCUUACAGUACCCAGAAGGUGAAGGACAGGAUAUACGCCCAGCCUACCUCCGGGUCUGCAUGUGGCUCGGCAAUGUCAAACACAGCAAGAAUCUGAAGCUGCUCCAGCAAGGCACCAUGGUGGUGUAUGCGGAGACGUAUGAGAAUCAGGCCAAGAUCAAAGAGGACUGGGGACAGCAAGGGCUAUACCACUGCCCCAACUUCUCAGAUGUCAUGGGGCACAAGGCGCUCCCCAAGACAGACUUCAAGGCUCCCUCAGGAUGGCAUUGGAAGGACGACUGGGUAGUGGAGCCUCAGAGGAGACUCCUCCUGGACAUAGACAUCAACAAGAGCCAGGUGUUGGAAGAGGUAUAUGAGAACCAGACUCGAAAUGCCACAGGUGCCUGGGUGCCCGCAGCCAUCCCCAACACGGACGUGAAUGGACAGCCUGUGGAAGCCCUGGAGAAUGUGAAGUGUCCCCAAGGCUGGCACUUUAAGAAGAACUGGAUUGUGGAGCUCAACCAUGCAGUGGACAGUGAAGGCUGGGAGUAUGGAGUGGGGAUCCCACCCUCCGGCCUGCCUCAGAUCUGGAACUCAGUGGAAAAGACUUACCACUCAUGCCGCCGGCGACGGUGGGUGCGCGUGCGCUUUCGGAAUCGCAGGGAGCUGGGCCAGGAGCUGAGCCAGGAGCAGGAGACCCUCUCCUUCCUGCAGAUGCAAGACCUCUCUGAGGAGGGAAAGGAAGGCUGGGAGUAUGGCACAUUCGACUCCAGGUUCCACCUGGACCCUCAGCCCACAAGCCGGUUCCGACGCCGCUGCUGGCACCGAAGGCUGGCGCCCAACAAGGACAGGGGUGUAGCUCCCAUAUUCCUCCUGGAGGGAUCCUUGGCAGUGGAGCAGAAAAAACAACCUAAGAAGGAAAUGGAGAAGACGUCGUGGCAGCUCUGGAAGGACUGGAAGCACACCCCGGAGGAUCCCCGGAUUCCCACCACACCUUUCAUCUACUGCAUCCUCAACAAACCUCACUACUACCAGCUCUUCUGCUAUAUCUACCAGGCCCGGAAUCUGAUGUACAACCAGAUCUUGACCUUUCAGGAACCUUUCAUCCAAGUGGUCUUCCUGAACCAUAGCUUGUGCACCCAGACCCUGCGAAGCUCUGCAGCUCCGACGUGGUCCCAGACACUCAUCUUCCAGCACCUUCUGCUGUUUGAAGACCCCAAAGAUACCAGAGAGAACCCCCCACUUGUGGUGCUGGAACUGUGGCAGCAUGACUCACAGGGAAACAAGAUCUUGUGGGGACGGAGCAUGUGGCCCCCAGUUGUCUGGCUGGGCCUCCAAGACUGGGUCUUUACCCCCCUGAGGUGGCGCCCCCUUGUAAGAGAGUUGGGAGAGGAAGAGGGUGAGAUCUUGGCAUCCUGUGAGCUGAUCUUAGAGACACAGAAGCUGAAAGAGUUACAUCAGCCAAUCCUAAGCAUCCCCUGUAAGAACGGGAUUUACAUGCUUCCCAAGAACAUCCGGCCCAGUGUGAAAAUGAUGGCCAUUGAGAUUAUGGCCUGGGGCCUUCGGAACAUGACGAAGGUGCGUUACCCUCAGCUCCUGCUGGAAUGUGGGGAAGAAUCCCUGCGGACAGAACCCAUUAGAAACUUCCAGGAGAACCCCAACUUCCCUACGUCCACCUUCUUCUUCACAGUGUUCAUGCCUAUGGAGGAGACCCACGCACAGCCCCUGGUGGUGAAAGUGGUGGACAACCAGGAAUAUGGCCAGCAGAUUGUGGUCGGACAAGCCAAUAUUGACUUCCUCCAGCCCUAUUUCUGUGACCCCUGGUCUCUGAACUACACAACUGUCAAGCUGCCAACUCUGUCUAUAAAGAAGCCUGAUACUUUCCUAGACUUUGUCUACAAGAAGUUCUGGUUCGAUUCCAGCAAAGACGAGGACGACUAUGAGCAGGAGGUGGACUGGUGGAGCAAGCUAUCCUGGGCCACGGGCAAUGCAGACAAAUCCCUGAAGUACAACUACAAAAGCUACCACACCCUAAAGGUAUAUGACUGUGAGCUGGAGGCCGUUCAGGCCUUCCAGGGCCUGCAGGACUUUUGCCAGACCUUCAAACUUUACCAAGAGAAGCCCAAGGUGGACAGUCCUGUGGUAGGGGAAUUCAAGGGCCUCUUCCGCAUCUACCCCUUUCCUGAGGACCCGGAUGCCCCUAAACCCCCACGACAGUUCUCGGCUUGGCCUGAGAUUGAGGACUUCCCUCAGAUGUGCUUGGUACGGGUGUACCUGAUACGAGCCAUCAACCUGCAGCCACAGGACUACAAUGGCCUGUGUGACCCUUAUGUGAUCCUGAAACUAGGACAGACAAAACUUGGCAGCCGGGACUCCUACCACCCCAACACUCUGGAUCCCAUCUUUGGCAUGAUGUACGAGCUUACCUGUAACAUCCCGCUGGAGAAGGACCUGGAGAUCCAGCUGUAUGAUUUUGACCUAAUUACUUCUGAUGAUGAAAUUGGAACUACAGUCAUUGACCUUGAGAACCGACUCCUGUCUGGCUUUGGGGCCCGUUGUGGGCUCUCUAAAUCCUACUGCAAGUCAGGGCCCUUUAAGUGGAGGGAUCAGAUGACCCCGAGCUACCUUCUCUACCGCUAUGCCAAACAGAAAGGGCUGCCUCCACCUGUAUUUGACCUUGAGGGAGAUUCAAUUUACUACAAUGGGGAAAAAUUCAAGUUGCAGAGCUUUGAGUCCACACCCCCUACCUAUGAGAAUUUGGGGCCUAAGAAGGAGCGCCUGGCGCUGUACAUCCUGAACACCCAGGGACUGGUUCCUGAGCAUGUAGAGACUCGCACACUAUACAGUAACAGCCAGCCAGGUAUUGACCAGGGAAAAAUACAAAUGUGGGUGGAUAUUUUCCCCAAGAUGCUGGGGCCUCCUGGGCCACGAGUCAACAUCAGCCCCAGGAAGCCUAAACGGUACCAACUGCGCUGUAUCAUCUGGAGCACAGCCGAAGUGGACCUUGUCCGAGAGACCUUCAGUAGAGAGAAAAUGAGUGAUAUCUACGUGAAAGGGUGGCUCUUUGGGCUAGAGAAGGAUGCUCAGAAGACAGAUGUCCACUACCACUCCUUCACUGGAGAGGCCACCUUUAACUGGAGAUUCAUCUUUACCAUGGACUAUCUGACAGCCGAGCGUGUAUGCGUCCAAAGCCACAAGGACUACAUAUGGAGCCUGGAUCCCACGUCAAUGAAGUUUCCAGCCCGGCUCAUCAUCCAGAUAUGGGACAAUGACUUCUUUUCCCCAGAUGACUUCUUAGGGGUCUUGGAGCUGGAUUUAUCGGAUAUGCCCCUUCCGGCUCGGAACAUCAGGCAAUGCUCCCUCAAGAUGAUGGAGAGUGACUCCAAAUGGCCCUUCACCCCACAUAAGCGUAUCUCUCUCUUUAAGAAGACCAAUGUAACUGGAUGGUGGCCUUGUCAGGUCCAAGAGGGUGACAAGUGGCGUUUGUCGGGGAAAGUCAACAUGACCCUUGAGAUGCUGCCAGAGAAGGAAGCUCUAAUCAGGCCAGCAGGGCGAGGCCAGUCUGAACCCAACCAGUUCCCUACACUUCAUCCUCCUGAGCGAAACGACGCCUCUUUACUGUGGUACCGGUCACCUAUUAAAAACUUCUGCUAUGUAAUCUGCAAACGCUACCGCUCCAAGAUCAUAUGCCUAGUGGUGACGCUGGUUAUAGGGAUUGUACUGUUCAACUUCGUCUAUUCCGCUCCGAACUAUUUGGCCAUGACCUGGAUCAAACCCAAACUUCGGAUGUAUCCUCCCAUUAAAAUAGUCAACCUCAUCGGUUCGGUGAACACCAGCAAUAUCAACUCUUCCAUUUUUACCAUGGAGGGCUCAAAGGAUCUUGCAAGAGAUAUCUUCCCAGAGAUUCUAGCUCCAUGAUCUGACCUUCCUUUCUCUCACCUGCCAAGUACUCUGUGCCUCGGGUUUCCUGGCAGAUUCUUGUUUGCGUCUUCUAGGGCAUGUCCAAGGGGCUAUGCACACUCUGACUCGUGUUUAGAGACCACUUCUUACAAGAAGAACAGAGCUGUAAUUUUUCACUGAAAUAAAUUUGUUUUUCUAACAGAGCC
This is a messenger RNA of Grammomys surdaster, 6293 nucleotides long. It is a transcript of the gene Fer1l5, whose product is annotated as fer-1 like family member 5. Gene Ontology annotation, cellular component: cytoplasmic vesicle; T-tubule; membrane. Gene Ontology annotation, biological process: monocyte activation involved in immune response; plasma membrane repair; T-tubule organization. The record is from RefSeq and is a predicted model, not a curated record. Lineage: Eukaryota; Metazoa; Chordata; Mammalia; Rodentia; Muridae. The transcript has 54 exons. Gene Ontology annotation, molecular function: calcium-dependent phospholipid binding; calcium ion binding. The coding region runs from base 1 to 6105 and encodes 2034 amino acids.